UCGCGAGCAGACCUACAAGAAGCAGUACAGGUGUUAGUUUCAAGUUUUACACAGCUCAGUUGGUCUGCAUUCGGUGUAAUAUCUUUGUCUCUAGCCAUUGACGUAAAUGAAGAAAUGUAAAUUGUUCAUCUGAAUAAUGUUUGGCCUCCAAGUCGCAGAUGACGUCACGAGACACCGCUGAAUGUAAAACAUGACAGGAAGGACAUCGUGUUUUUUAGUCGUUGUUUUACUGAACUUUCAGGGUGUUCGGGGUGAGACGUGCAUUGCCUUGAACUCCGCUGGGGAUGCCAGGCACUUUGACUGCGACACCGGGUGUUGUGGAGAGGGUGAAGAUGCAGACUGUUGUAUGAGUGGUGUCGCCAUCGCUGCGAUUGCCUUUGGCUGCGUCGUCUUCAUCUGCAUCAUUCUCGCCAUCAUUCUGGCCGUCGUGAAAUACCAGAAUCGGAAACACAGGACAGUGGACCCAGUGCUCGACAACACCCGGCGCCGGAACAAAGGUCGCUCAGCUCAAGAUCCUGCUCAAAGGUUACAAGUCGAGAACCCCGGUCCUCUGUCGGCAAGACUAACGCUUAAACCCCCACUGUUUCCAAGGCCAAAAUUUGACAAGGAUAUCUCCCAACGAACAGUUCCUGGUGACGGCACGUGAAUGCUACGCGACUCGGGAUUGUAUUUCAAAUUGAUGUCAAACAUCACAUUGCCUUUGUUUUUGUUUGUUGUUUAACAUUCAUCAUUCGGCAAUAUUGUAUCUAUAUUAUAUGUAAAUAAUCGAGUCUGGACCAGACAAUCCAGUGAUCAACAGCAUGAGCAUCGAUC
Messenger RNA from Haliotis rubra (blacklip abalone), 813 nucleotides. RefSeq lists its product as uncharacterized. The record is from RefSeq and is a predicted model, not a curated record. Lineage: Eukaryota; Metazoa; Mollusca; Gastropoda; Lepetellida; Haliotidae. The transcript is spliced from 4 exons. The coding region runs from base 191 to 646 and encodes 151 amino acids.